This is a messenger RNA of Oryza brachyantha (malo sina), 1863 nucleotides long. RefSeq lists its product as uncharacterized. The coding region runs from base 1 to 1863 and encodes 620 amino acids. The record is from RefSeq and is a predicted model, not a curated record. Lineage: Eukaryota; Viridiplantae; Streptophyta; Magnoliopsida; Poales; Poaceae. The transcript is spliced from 6 exons.
AUGGAAAGGUACUUUAAACCUAUAAAAAAAUCUGCUGGGACCACAAGGGAUGUUUUAGAAGAUGAGAAUCCUAAACCAGAGCUAGCAAAGAAGCCUCGUGUAGGUGUUGUGCUUAAUCCGGAUGAUAUUAUUGCUGAUCCAAGCCUCCGUAAGCCUAUUGAGGAAUAUGAUGGAGAUAGGUUAAGGAGUUUUAAGGAAGCAUGGUUCAAGAAGUUUGAUUGGUUGGAAUAUAGUGUGGAGAAAGAUGCAGCCUAUUGUUUCUACUGUUACCUCUUUAAACAGCCUAGUGUUGGUAAAUUUGGGAACGAUGUCUUCUCAAAAUCUGGUUUCCAAAACUGGAAGAAUGUCUUAGAAUCUUUUGCUGGGCAUGUUGGUGGAGUUAAUAGUUUUCACAAUAACGCAAGGCGGUUUUGUGAGGAUUUCAAAACCUCUAGACAAAUUGAAACUGCUGAGAAACCCUGUAUGACUGCAAUUUUAGAUGUUUCUAUUGACCUUGCAUUUAAAGAACAUGUCGUUGUUUACAAGGAAUUGAUUUCUCCAGAGAUGCAAAAUAUUUUGGUAAAAUCAUGUGCAGAAAUGACCAUACAGACCAUUGUUAAUGAGAUUGGAGAUGGUUAUUUCUCUGUACUUAUUGAUACGCCUCAUGAUACACUGAUGCUGGAUAGAAUUUCUGUUAUUGUGAGGUUUCUCAACAGGCAAGGGCAGGUUAUUGAAAGAUUACUUGGGGUGGAACAUACAAGUGUUGAUACAGGCCCUUUAAUGAAAGUAUCUUUGGAUGGUUUGUUAGCUUGUCAUGGUUUAUCCAUAUCAAAACUCAGAGGACAAGGAUACAAUGUAACCUCAAAUAUGAGAGAAGAAUUUGAUGAGCUUAAGUCAAUAAUUCUGAAGGAAAAUCCACAUGCUUAUUAUAUCCACUGUUUUGCCAGCCAGUUACAGUUGGUGGUAGUAUCAGUUGCAAGGAACAAUAAAGUAGUUUGUGGUUUCUUUUGUUACGUUGAUAAGAUUGUUAAGGCAAUGGGUCCUGCUGCUCAUACACGUUGGGGCUCAUACUGUACAACUUUACUCAAUCUACUUACAAUGUGGGAUGAAGUGUUGGAUGCACUAGUGAAUAUGUACGAUAAUGGUAUUUAUCCUGAACAAGGAAGUAUACCGUCAGAUAUGAUAGAACAAAUGGAGAGCUUUGAAUUUGUAUUUGUUUUGCAUUUAAUGAUGCAUGUGUUGAUCUCGACUAAGGAUUUGUCAUAUCUGUUGGAACAUAAGGGUAAAUGCAUUAUGAACUCACUGGAGUUGAUCGCUCCUGUGAAAAAUACUUUGCAAGACUUGAAGGAGAAUCAGUGGGUUGACCUUUUGGAAGAAGUCAAGAGCUUUUGUGUUUUGAAGUCUAUUCCAGUGCCAAGUAUGGAUGAUAGAAUACCAGUUAGGGGAUACUCGAGGCGUAGGGGGCUAUUUGUUACUUGCUAUCAGCAGUAUUAUGUUGAGACUUUCACUGCUUUGAUUGACUUAGUUACUUGUGACAUAAACAAUAGAUUCAGUAAGACUUCCAUGGAUCUAUUGAGAUGCAUUGCUUGCUUUGAUCCAGAUGGCUCCUCCAAAUUUGAUAAUGAUGUGCUUCUUAGUCUUGCUGAUCUUUACUCUGCCGAUUUCUCUAUGACUGACCGCGAAAUGCUCAAAGAACAACUUCACAUGUUCAUUAUUAGUGUGAGAAAUACUUCUGAUUUUUCAAGCUGCAAUGAUCUUGCAACUCUUUCCCUGAAGAUGUGGCAACACCCACAACUGAAAGGGCCUUCUCAGCAAGGAAUAUCUUUGAGGAAGAAUUUUGUGAUAACAGGAAUGGUUGCUUUUGGUCAUACAAUCCUGGUUUGA